UAUGCAUCGAAGUUAUAGAGGAUAUCAUGACAAUUUAGAAGUCUUUGGUGCAUCUACAUUCUCAAAAAGAAAUCUUAAUCAAGGAAAUAAAAUUCUACUUCCUGCAUCUGCUUUAGAAUAACUUAUCCGUUCAAAAUAAUAAGGUCCAAUGAUUUUUAGAUUAUAAUCCACUCAAGAUAACAACAAAUAUACUUAUGUAGGUGUUUUAGAGUUCACUGCAGAAGAAGGUACUUGUGUGAUACCAGAUUGGAUGUUAGAGAGUAUGGGUUUUUUUGAUGGAUGCUAAAUUAUUAUAUCUCAUGAAAAAAGAUUAGAAAGAGGAUAGUUGAUUAGAAUUUAGCCUCAUGAAACAGCAUUUAUAGAUUUACCGGAUCCAAGAGCUAUUUUAGAGAAUCAUCUAAGAAAUUUUAUCUGUUUAACUGAAGGGGAAACUAUUUCUAUUAAUUUCCAUAAUAUCAAUUACUCAAUCGAUAUUGUAAAAGUUGAACCUAGCAAUAUUCUUAAAGCUGUUUGUAUUAAUGAAGCAGAUAUUGAAAUUGAUUUCUUGAAACCAUUGGUAUUAUGUUAUUUAAGAUAUUGUAUAGGACUUCAAUGAUGCUCCACCAAAUUUAGUUAAAAAAUCAAGUUCUUUGGUUUAAUAAGAAGAACUAUAGGCUCAAAAAUAAUAAACUGUCUUCACAGGUACUGGAGUACGUAUUGAUGGGAAACCUUUGAAUACUUAAAUGAGAAAGCCUUCUGAAGAUGUUAAAACUGUAGAACCAUAUGAUCCUCGUAAAUAAAAAUUGAAGAAUGGAUUAAAAUAAACUUAAGAAGCAAUUCAAUUUGUUGGAUCUUAUAUAAAAUUGGGAAAUACAGGCACUUAAAAUAAAAAGAAUGCUUGAUA
Molecule: messenger RNA, 883 nt
Organism: Paramecium pentaurelia
Lineage: Eukaryota; Ciliophora; Oligohymenophorea; Peniculida; Parameciidae
Source: the annotation of a GenBank genome assembly